UACCACAGUAGUUAUGGCUAUGCUGUGGCAAAGUAAGAACUGCUUCUGGAACUGACCAAUGUCAUUAGAGGGUUGUGAGACUCCAGGUUCAAUGUAAUCUCAUUGGGCACCAGCUGUGGAACUCUUUCGUUCAAAAUGGUUUAUGGUGAAUUUUUCCGCAGACCUGGCAAAGAUGCAGAACUUAUCAAUUUGAAUGUGGGUGGCUUUAAGCAGUCAGUGGAUCAAAACACCUUGCUCCGAUUUCCACAUACCAGACUAGGGAAGCUUCUCAAAUGCCAUUCAGAAGAGGCAAUUCUAGAACUGUGUGAUGAUUAUAGUGUUGCAGACAAGGAAUAUUACUUUGACAGGAAUCCUUCCUUGUUCCGAUACGUUCUGAAUUUUUACUAUACGGGCAAACUUCAUGUCAUGGAAGAACUUUGUGUCUUUUCCUUUUGCCAGGAAAUAGAGUACUGGGGGAUAAAUGAGUUGUUUAUUGAUUCCUGCUGCAGCAAUCGGUACCAAGAAAGGAAAGAAGAAGGUCCUGAGAAAGACUGGGAUCAAAAGAGCAAUGACAGAAGUAUAGACUCCUCUAACGAAGAGUCAUCCAUAUUUGAUAAAGAGCUGGAAAAAUUUGACAAUCUGUGUUUUGGUGAAAUACGAAAGAAGAUCUGGGUCAGAAUGGAAAAUCCUGCAUACUGCUUGUCUGCCAAGUUAAUUGCUGUGUCGUCCCUGAGUGUUGUCCUGGCAUCAAUUGUGGCCAUGUGCAUUCACAGUAUGCCAGAGUUUCAAAGGCUGGAUGCCAAUGACAGGGAGAUUGAAGACCCUGUGCUGGAAGCUGUGGAGAUUACGUGCAUCAUCUGGUUCACUGCUGAGCUAGUGAUCAGGCUCAUUGCUGCUCCGAGUCAAAAGAAGUUCUGGAAGAAACCACUGAAUAUCAUUGAUUUUGUCUCCAUUAUCCCAUUUUUUGCCACAUUGGCUGUGGACACGAAGGAAGAAGAAAGUGAAGAUAUUGAAAACAUGGGGAAAGUGGUCCAGAUCCUGAGGUUAAUGAGGAUAUUUCGCAUCCUGAAACUGGCCAGGCACUCUGUAGGACUGCGGUCUUUAGGUGCCACUUUGAGACAUAGCUAUCAGGAAGUUGGACUUCUGCUUUUGUUUUUGUCUGUUGGGAUUUCUAUUUUUUCAGUGCUUGUCUACUCAGUGGAGAAAGAUGAUGACUCAUCAGAACUGCACAGCAUCCCUGUUUGCUGGUGGUGGGCAACCAUCAGCAUGACCACUGUUGGUUAUGGGGACACUUACCCGGUCACGCUUGCUGGAAAGCUGCUUGGCACCCUAUGCAUUAUCUGUGGGAUACUAGUGGUAGCACUUCCAAUCACCAUUAUUUUCAAUAAGUUCUCCAAGUACUAUCAAAAACAAAAAGAUAUUGAUCCAGACCAAUGCAACAAUGAUCGCAAAGAGAAAUGUAAUGACCUACCUUACUUUAACAUUAGGGAUAUUUACGCAAAAAAGAUGCACUCCUUCAUUUCUGGCCUUUCUUCAGUAGGAAUUGUAGUCAGCGACCAAGAUUCAACAGAUGCCUCCAGCAUCCAAGAUAUUGAGGAUGUUUAUAACACAACAUCUUUAGAGAAUGGUACAGGAAAAUGAGUUGAAUCGCGUUCUCUUCCCUUUAUUUCUCUUCUGAUUCUUGGUAAAUGUGGACUUACAAACUUCAGUGAAUUUAUUAAGAGCAGUUAAUUCUCAGGGUACUUAACUCAGCCAUAUUUGGACAUUCUUUGCUCUGAGGAUGCCAUAAAAGCUUCAUUGUUUAUAUGAGGCUUUAAAAUAUGCCUCAUAUGAUGGUUUAGUUUUUACACAAAUAAUAUUAUGCAUUUUUUGAGAGAAAAAGUCAGGAAAACAGUUUUAAAUGUGAGAUCAGUAUUUGUUUGGUUU
This is a messenger RNA of Calidris pugnax (ruff), 1905 nucleotides long. RefSeq names its product potassium voltage-gated channel, modifier subfamily S, member 3 (gene KCNS3). The transcript is spliced from 2 exons. NCBI's taxonomy places the organism in Eukaryota, Metazoa, Chordata, Aves, Charadriiformes, Scolopacidae. Bases 136 to 1620 code for a protein of 494 amino acids. The record is from RefSeq and is a predicted model, not a curated record. Gene Ontology annotation, biological process: potassium ion transmembrane transport; protein homooligomerization. Gene Ontology annotation, molecular function: protein binding; voltage-gated potassium channel activity. Gene Ontology annotation, cellular component: membrane; voltage-gated potassium channel complex.